AUGAGACAAGAAGAAGCCAAAAAUCAGACUGCUCUGUGCCUUCUCCCACGCCUGCUGUUGCCCUGUCACCUUUCAGGUGCCAUUCUCUGCUCUAGCUUGGGGUCCCAGGCACCUUUUCCCCCCUCCUCGCCCUUGCCCCUGCCAGUUCCAAGCCCCUGGGACCUGAACAUCACCACACCGCCUAGGCGCUUUGAGCCAGCCUCUCCCCUGAUGCUCCCAGGCCCGGAGGGGCAUUGGCUGUUCUCCACCUGCAGGGCCAGCAGCUGACGCGGGCCCACACAGUGUGGCCGGGAGUACACCAGCAGCAGUGUGGUGGUGACAGUAGGCCGCCGGCCUCUGAAAGGCAUGCAGUUGUGGUGGGCGCCGGACGCCGGCCAGUCUCUUAUCUCAGCCUAUGGAGCCGCGGGCGGCAAAGGUGCCAAGAACCACCUGUCACCGGCGCAUGGAGUCUUCCUCUCCUCCGUUUUCCCCCUUGGUCGCGGGGAGCUGCCUUACAUCCUCGUAGGGCAGCAGGGAGAGGACUCCUGUCCGAGAGUAAGCGGAGCCACCAGCUCGUUCUGCCUCGGAGAGUCUCCGGCCGCUGAGAAGCACGCGGCGACGGAGGGGAUCGGAGGGGUUCCGGGGUCGCGGAGCUGGGCAGGAGUCGGAGCGGAUGGGGGUGCCACCGCCGUCUUUCGGCUGCGCGCCCGCGAGCUGGAGCCGCUGCUGGUGGCGGCCGGAGGAGGCGGUCGGGCGUACCUGAGGCGGGAGGACCGAGGCCGGACUCAGGCCACCGCCGAAAAACUGCAGAACCGCUCGGCGGCCCCGGGAAGCGGCGGGAGAGGCGGGGCGGCGGGUGGAGGGGACGGCUGGACGUCGCGGGCCCCCUCUCCGCCGGCCGGCCGCUCACCGCGGGAGGGGGCGGAGGGUGGCCAGGGCUGCAGGGAGGCCUGGGCUACGCUUGGCUGGGCCUCAGCCGGCGGCUUCAGGGGAGACGGCGGCGGCCACCCGGGGGGCGGUGCCUCAGAGGCUGACAUCCUCUGGGCUGAUGGGGAAGAUGGGGUAUCCUUCAUACACCCCAACAGAGACCUGUACCUGCAGCCUCUGCCAGUCAUGGAGAGCCAUGGAGAGGUGGAGAUUCGAUUCUACCUCAAUCACGGUCUUUGCCUUUUGAAAAUCUGCCAAUGGCAGGCAGAGCUCCAGUUGGCCAGAUGCAUGUGCCCAGAGGGCAUGGAGCUGGCUGCAGAUAACAUCACCUGCGUGGGUAUACCUGCCCACCCCUCAGACCCUUUGAUUCUGAUGGUGGCUGUGAUGUUGAUCUUGACACUGAGACUUCCUAUGGUGUGUGGGGUCCUGAUUCUGGUGAACCAUAAGAAGUGGCAGGGCCUGGGGAUGAGGCUGCCAGGCCCUGAGCUCCAGCUGAGCAAGCUCACCUCCACCAUCAGGACAACCCCCAACCCCUACUACUUCCAGGUGGGGCUUGGCCCAGCCCAGUCCUGGCCUCUGCCCCCAGGGCUUACGGAGGUUUCCCCUUCCAACCUGUCUUCCUGCAGAGCCCUGGGCCAUGAUGCCUUUGGAGAGGUCUAUGAGGGACUGGUGAUUGGCCUUCCUGGGGACCCCAGCCCCCUGCAGGUGACUAUCAAGACGCUGCCAGAACUCUGCUCUCAACAGGACCAGCUGGAUUUCCUCAUGGAGACACUAUCGCUCAACAAGGUCAGCCAUCAGAACACUGCGCUGCGUGGGGGCCUAAUUCUGCUGGAGUUGAUGUCUGGAGGGGACAUGAAGAGUUUCCUGAGGCAUAGGCGGCCACACCAGGGCCAGCCAUCACCUUUGGCCAUGCAAGACCCUCUCCAGCUGGCUUGGGACAUAGCCCAGGGUUGCCACUACCUGGAGGAAAAUCACUUCAUCCACAGGGACAUUGCUGCCAGCUGCCUGCCGAGCUGCACCAGACCCAGUCAAAUGGCCAAGACUGGGGACUUCGGGAUGGCAAGCACUGUCUACAGGGCCAGUUAUUAACGCAAGGGGAGCCAGGCUCUGCUGCCUGUCAAGUAGAUGUCCCCAGAGGCCUUCCUGGAGGGCAUCUUCACAUCCAAGACAGACUCCUGGUCUUUUGGAGUGCUGCUCUGGGAGAUCUCACUGGACUACAUGCCCUACCCUUGGCACACCGAUCAGGAGGUGCUGGACUUUGUCAUCUGAGGCGGAUGGAUGGACCCUCUCAGGGGCUGUCCAAGGCCUUUGUACCACAUCAUGACCCAGUGCUGGCAGCAUCAGCUUGAACUUCACCCUAGUUUUGCCAGCAUCUUGGGUCUUCAAUACCGCACUCAGAACCCUGAUGUGCUGAAUUCACCCCUUCCAGUGGAACUGGGACCCAUCCUGGAGGAGGAGGGGCUGGGGAGCCUAUCUUUGGGGGACCUAAGAUGUCCACAGACCCAAGAACCAAGUCUGGGGAGCUUGAAGAGCUGGGGAGGGAGCCUCCUUGGCCCCUGCCUCAAGCCCUCCAAAUCCAGGGGUCUCCAACCUCAGAACCUUUGGAAUCCCACCUAUGGUUCCGGGGUCCCAAAGGGCCCUGAGGGUGAGGACUCUGGCACUGAGGGUAGCAGUUCCUCCCUGCGCUCCUCCCCAGGCUUCUAG
This is a messenger RNA of Physeter macrocephalus (sperm whale), 2610 nucleotides long. It is a transcript of the gene LTK, whose product is annotated as leukocyte receptor tyrosine kinase. Gene Ontology annotation, biological process: protein phosphorylation; cell surface receptor protein tyrosine kinase signaling pathway; regulation of cell population proliferation. Gene Ontology annotation, cellular component: signaling receptor complex; plasma membrane. The record is from RefSeq and is a predicted model, not a curated record. Lineage: Eukaryota; Metazoa; Chordata; Mammalia; Artiodactyla; Physeteridae. Gene Ontology annotation, molecular function: ATP binding; transmembrane receptor protein tyrosine kinase activity.